AUGUCGUCUACAUCAUCAGUCAUCCCUUCUCCUACAUUCUCCCCGACAUCUGCGACCAGCAGUCACUGGUCUACCUUCAAUACCACUAUCCUGGUGUUGUUUUCCUGUGGCGUGCUGCUCCUCUUGGCACUCAUUAUCGCCUUCAUCAUAAGACAAUACCGACGCCGAAUGGCUGCCCUGACCCAAUUACAAAAAGACAUCGAGCGUCAUCCCCGCCCUCCCAGCUAUUUCAGCGUGGAGAAACUUCCUAUUCCAGAUGAUGCAUCUACUGUUUCCCUCCCCGAGAAAGUCUACCAACCCGGUGCUGUGCACCAUCCAUGUGUCCCUGCUCCUAUAACAUACGAGGAACGGAUAGCGGGCUUGACAUGUUCUUCGGUGGAGCGCCGCUCAAGAACAAAAAUCAUUCAUGAUGACGGUAUAUAUCUCUUUUGUUUUACAUGGGUUCUAGGAACUAAUUUUCUUAACCCUCGUAGACCAACAGGCAUAUAUGUCCAACCAAACGCUCUCACCCAUAUCUUAUCGUUGUAA
Molecule: messenger RNA, 528 nt
Organism: Cantharellus anzutake
Lineage: Eukaryota; Fungi; Basidiomycota; Agaricomycetes; Cantharellales; Hydnaceae
Exons: 2
Coding region: 1-528 (175 amino acids)
Source: RefSeq, a predicted model, not a curated record